This is a messenger RNA of Wallemia ichthyophaga EXF-994, 732 nucleotides long. Its product is annotated as Maintenance of ploidy protein mob2. The transcript is spliced from 2 exons. Gene Ontology annotation, cellular component: cytoplasm; nucleus. Lineage: Eukaryota; Fungi; Basidiomycota; Wallemiomycetes; Wallemiales; Wallemiaceae. Bases 1 to 732 code for a protein of 243 amino acids. Gene Ontology annotation, biological process: positive regulation of protein phosphorylation; cell division; signal transduction. The record is from RefSeq and is a predicted model, not a curated record. Gene Ontology annotation, molecular function: protein kinase activator activity.
AUGUCUAAUUUCUUUGGUUCUAUUGGGCGCAUUCGCACCAAAUCAAACGCACAGAAAAGGUCUCCAACUUCACCGACAACUCAACAGCAACAAAUACCCCAAAUACCCAAUAAUUUGAAUACUAAAAAUAACAACAGUAAACCUCUUUUCUUAUGUCAGCCUUUCUGUAAAGCUGCUCUCGUCAAAGGCAGUUUCAAGACUAUCGUAGUACUACCAAAGCACGUUGACGUUAACGAAUGGGUAGCUAUAAACUUGUUUGAUUUCUUCCACAACUUGAACGCCUUUUACGGUGUGAUAUCUGAAACUGUCACGCUUGAAUCGAAUCCAACCAUGUCUGCAGGUGUUAACUUUGACUACACUUGGAUCGAUCAAUCAAGAAAGCUAGUCAAGUUGCCUGCGCCUACCUACAUUGACUAUGUUAUGGUAUGGGUCCAGUCUUUGCUCAACGAUGAACUCGUCUUCCCUUCAAAGCAAAACAACUACUUCCAGCCCACCUUCCCUUCUUCCGCCAAGCACAUAUAUAAACAACUUUUUAGAGUAUUUGCUCACUUAUACUGGGCUCACUUCUCUUCCUUUCUCCACCUCAGCUUAGAAGGUCACCUCAACUCUCUAUUCGCUCACUUUGUCGCUUUUGGUACUGAGUUUGACCUCAUCGAUAAAAGAGACGUUCUCGGUUCGGGCGUAGGCGAUCUCAUGAACCUUUGGAAGGAUCAAGGCACUCUGGAACUAUGA